AUGACAGAGGUUAGAUACAAACAUUAUUCAUCGUUGAACUAUAUAGCUUUCAAUUAUGCUGGUUUUGCUUGUAUUUCAAUUGUUGUAUUUUUAACAGCAACUCAACCAUUUUACAUAAAAGAAGUAAUAGGAAUUGAACCAAGACCUGGUAAUAUAAAAGAUACAAAAAUAGGUCAUAUAAUUGGAGGAUUGGGUUUCUUUGAUGAAUUGAUUUCAAUGAUUAGUGCUCCCUUGUUGGGAACUUUGAAUGAUAAAUUAAAUACUUUAGGAUUUGGAGGAUCAAAAUUAAUACAAAGUUCAAGUUUAUUAAUUUUAGCCAUUGCUUUGUUUGGUUAUGGAGUAAUUAAUUCACAUUUAAUUCCUGAUAUGUUCAUAUUUAGAGGAAUUUUCGCUUUAGGUGUUACAGGAUGUAUGAGUAUGGUAACUGUUAUUUUAAACGAAUUAUCUUAUUCCGAUUUUACAUUGAAAAAAUUAUUAUUUUGGAAAAAAAAUGAUUAUGAAGCUAUUAAUUUGAAUAAUAAUUCUCAAGUUGAUCUUAAGAAAAAUGGGAAAUAUUCAGCCAUAAUGGGAAUUGCAACUGGUUUAGGUGCUAUUUUUUCAGUUUCAGCAUUUGUUACUUUACCAGUAAGAUUUCAAGAUUGGAAUCCAGAUAUUGAUAUGAAAUGGAGUUUAAAAUAUUCUUAUUUGGUAGUAAUGGGAUUUGCAAUAUUUUCUGCAAUAUUCUUAUAUAUCUUUCUAUACAAGCCAGAUUCAAAAGUGUUACAAGAGGAAACUCGAGAAGAAAAUAAACCAUAUUUUCACAUAUUAAAAGAUGGAUUUGAAUUUUCAAAAUCAAACAAACAAGCCCAAUUAGCAUAUGUAGGUGCAUUUGUUGCAAGAUCAACCACUGUUGCUACUUCAUUGUUCAUUCCAUUAAUGGUUUAUGAUUGGUAUUAUAAUAUUGGUGAAUGUGAGAAUGGAAGUGGCGAUUGGGCAGGUAAAAUGACUUGCUAUGAAGGCUACAUUUUUUCAGCAAUUUUGACUGGUGUUGCUCAAACGGUUGCAUUAAUAAGUGCUCCAUUAUGGGGUUAUUUAGUUGAUAACUCAAAAGUAGGAAAAUAUCGAACAUUAGCUAUCUCAGGAUCAAUUGGAGCUUUGGGUAAUUUUGGAAUUAGUUUAGUUAAUACUAAUUUCAGACAUUAUGAUCCUAAAACUAUUGUGUGUUUUUUAUUUGUCAGUAUAAUUGGGUUUUCUCAAAUUGGAUUGAUAAUAAGUAGUAUGAGUAUUUUAAGUGGCAUAUCUAAUGUUCAUCAAAUAAUGGGUUCAUUGAGUGGAUUUUAUAGUUUUUGUGGAGGUAUUGGUAUUAUGAUAAUAACUCUUGUUGGUGGAUAUUUAGCAGAUUUCUGGAUUUUAGGACCAUUCUUUUUGUUGGGAUUGUUCAAUUUAAUUCUUUUAGGAGUGUACUAUACUUUUGUUAGAGAGACUACGAAAAGCAUAUCCAUUGGAGAAGAGAUUGAAGCUGAAGACAAUGAUCAAACAGUUUGA
Lodderomyces pseudojiufengensis is the source of this 1524-nucleotide messenger RNA. RefSeq lists its product as uncharacterized. NCBI's taxonomy places the organism in Eukaryota, Fungi, Ascomycota, Pichiomycetes, Serinales, Debaryomycetaceae. The record is from RefSeq and is a predicted model, not a curated record. Bases 1 to 1524 code for a protein of 507 amino acids. The transcript has a single exon. Gene Ontology annotation, biological process: transmembrane transport. Gene Ontology annotation, molecular function: transmembrane transporter activity.